Otolemur garnettii (small-eared galago) is the source of this 12470-nucleotide messenger RNA. It is a transcript of the gene CMYA5, whose product is annotated as cardiomyopathy associated 5. Gene Ontology annotation, molecular function: protein binding. The transcript has 14 exons. The record is from RefSeq and is a predicted model, not a curated record. Bases 1 to 11856 code for a protein of 3951 amino acids. Lineage: Eukaryota; Metazoa; Chordata; Mammalia; Primates; Galagidae.
AUGGCGAGCAGCGACAGCAGCCACGCCGCGGAGAGCUUCCCCGGCUCCGACGGGGACGAGGAGGCGACUCUGGGGCUGGAGACCGAGGAGGAGUCGGAGGGCGAGGAGGACGAGGCGGCGGAGACGGAGGACGAGCCGGACGCCAGGUUAUCAGAUCAGGAUGAAGAGGGCAAGACCACGCAGGAGUGUAUCAUUUCUGACCCCUCCUUUUCCAUGGUGACAGUUCAACGGGAAGAUAGUGGAAUAACCUGGGAGACUAAUUCAAAUAGAUCUACUCCCUGGGCCUCAGAAGAAAGUCAGACUUCUGGUGUGUGCAGUCCAGAAGGGUCGACUGUGAGUUCUCCUCCAGGAAAUGUGUCCUUUAUUGUGGAUGAAGUUAAAAAGGCACCGAAAAGAACUCAUAAGGCAAAGCGUGGCUCACCAUCAUUACGUCGGAAAGGCAACAAAAAAAGAAAUUCUUCUGAAUCCCAAGAUGCUCCAGCAAACAAGAAGGACAAUCCUUUAAUUUCAGAAAGCCAGGCGCUAAACAUUGAGAAAGAGAAGUCAUAUACUGGCGUGCAUGAUAAAACAAGGAAAAAGAAGACCACGUCAAAUACACCCCCUAUUACUGGGGCCAUAUACAAAGAACACAAGCCAUUGGUGUUAAGGCCAGUCUACAUAGGGACAGUACAGUAUAAAAUUAAGAUGUUUAAUUCGGUUAAAGAAGAAUUAAUUCCGCUACAGUUUUAUGGAACAUUGCCAAAGGGUUACGUGAUUAAAGAAAUACAUUAUAGGAAAGGGAAAGAAGCAUCUAUUAGUUUAGAGCCAGAUUUGGGCAAUUAUGAUUCUAAGACAGUUUCCAAACCAGGCAAAUUAGGAGCCCGAAGCAUAGAAGAAGAGAAAUUAAAAGAGCUUGCUCCACCCUGGAGAGAGGCACUCUCUAAAGGAUCAAAGUCCCUGUCCUCAUUAUUCAGUCAUGAAAGUCAAAAGAAAACUGACGCUGAUUCCCCCCUAAAUGCCACAUCUGCAUCAGAGCACACAGUUUCCUCUUACUCAAGUAAUGACACGGAAGAACUAGAACCCCAGCUCAGGCCUCCACGGCCAGAGAGUGAAGCAAAACCCCACGAAAUGGAGCCUUCCUCUCUGUCACCUGCUGCACCUCCAAGGGUGUUCCUGAAAACAGCAAAGGAAGAGUCUGAGGCCGCUUCACAAGGAGCCACCACUCCAGCGACAGGCUCUUUAGUUGAUGGGGGAAAGCAGGAAGAAGGGCGUUCUGCCCACCUGGCCACGCCACUGGAGGCAGAGCAGGACUUUCUGGAGACAGGUUCGCCAGGUCUGGCAGCAUCGACUCAGGAAGGUUUUGGCCCAGACAAAGAACAGCUGGACCUGCCUUCACUAGAAAGAGCAGAACCAGUCUCUGACCAGCUGCUGCCUCCUCAUCCCAGUGUCAAAGGAGAGACAGAGGGAAGUGUGCCUGAGCCCCCUGAACCUCUAGUGUCAGGAGAACCCGAGAGAGAAGUAGAAACUGCCCUCCCCGUGGCUGCUGCUGCUGAACCUGCAGGCUCUGAGUUAGCAGAAGAGAUCAUAGAACUUGACGACGCGGGAAGUCUGUUAGUUUCUGAGAAGCCCUUCCUACCGACUUUGUCCCCUGAAGUGGCACACAAAGAAGAGGAACCUGUCCCACCACUACUGACAGCAUCCACCCCCGCACGUGUCCCUCCACCCGAGGAAGAGAGAGAGGAAAAUGAAUCUGUUUCCCCUGAUUCCGCUUUUGUGUCGGAGUGUUCAGGAGCACCGGGGUCAAACUAUGAACUAGAAGAGCAAGAAACUGAGCCCGUUUCUCCACCAAAAGUAAAAACCAUGACUGAACAUGUGGUUUUGUCAGAAGAAGAGAAAGAGGAAUUGAAGCCCCAUUCCCCAGCUGUGCUCUCUGCAUCUGAACGCUCUCUGUCACCAUCCACAGCUGAGAAGACUUCAGAGCGCCAGUCUCCACUAUUUUCAUCAGUUACCCCAGAGCAUGUGGUCCUCUCAGGAGAUGAGACCUCAGAAAGUGGGCGUUACACCCCAGAUUCCACAUCUGCUUCUGAACAUUCAGUCCCAUCACAGGCAACAGAAGAGUCGCUGAAGAAAACCACUGACCAUAAAAUGCCACUAAAACCAAAAGGUGUUUCUGAGCCCAUGGUACUGUCAGAAGAAGAGAAGGAAGACAUUGGAUCACAGUCUCCAGCUGUGGGCUCUCAGUCUGAACGCUCUCUGUCACCAUCCGCAGCUGAGAAGACUUCAGAGUGCCAGUCUCCGCUGUUUUCAUCAGUUACCCCAGAGCAUGUGGUUCUCUCUGGAGAGGAGACCUCAGAAAAUAUUGGAUCACAGUCCCCAGCUGUGGGUUCUCUGUCACCAUCCACAACUGAGAAGACUUCAGAGUGCCAGUCUCCGCUGUUUUCAUCAGUCACACCAGAGCAUGUGGUCCUCUCAGGAGAUGAGACCUCAGAAAGUGGGCGUUACACACCAGACUCCACAUCUGCUUCUGAACAUUCGGUCCCAUCACGCGCAACAGAAGCAUUGCUGAAGAAAACAACUGAGAUGACUUCGGAAUGCCAGCCCCCACCACUUUCGGCCACCCCAUCUGAACGUGUGGUGCCAUCAGAAGAAGAGGCAGUGGAAAUGGAGCGGUACACACCCUCUUCCACGUCUGGGUCUGAAUUUUCAGUACCCCCACCUAUAACACCAGAACCACAGGAGGAAAAAAUUGUCCACGAUCUCCCUCUAAAUUUAGAAAGUGCCUCCUCACCCAAGAGUUUAUCAGAAGCAGAUCAAGAAGACAUCGGACCUUUUUCUCCAGAUUCAGCCUUUGUGUCAGAAUUCUCAUUUCCUCCCUAUGCAACUCAGGAAGCAGAAAAAAGAGAAUUUGAGUGUGAUUCUCCAAUGUGUUUAACAUCACCAUCUGACCACACUAUCUUGUCAGAUGAAGACACUGAAGAAGCCGGACUUUUUUCUCCAGACUCAGUAUCACAAAUUUCAAUCCCACCGUUUAGAGUCCCAGCAACAGAGAUAAAUGAAAUUGAGCCCGAUUCACUAUUAACUGCAAUGCCUGCUUCAGAAUAUUCCUGCUUCUCAGAAACAGAUGAGGAAGAAAUUGGAUCAACAGCUUCUACACCUGUACCCGAGCAUUUCAGUUCAUCACAGGAGCAAAAAGCUGAACCCUUUCCUUUGAUAUCGGUGCUAGAAGACUUGAGUCUGCCACCUUCAAGAAAUAAACCAGAAAAAGCAGAAGUUAAGCCAGACAUUCCCACAACCUCAACAUCUGUAUCUGAAUAUCUCAUUUUGGCACACAAAAACAAAACUCAAGCAUCUUUGGAGCCUGAGUCUGAAGACUUGAUUCCACCAUGUUCAAACAGUGAAUUGGAGAAGGGAGAAACAAGGCCUAGUCCAUCAGUGGCUGCAACACCUGCCUCUUUACUUGCACCGUCAUCCAUGGUAAAGGAAGAAACCAAACCUGUUUUGCCUGCACGUCAGUGUUCAGUUUCACCUGAUUCAGUCCAUGCAAUUAAGAAAGAACAGGAACCUAAAUCAUCACUUACUUUAAAAGCUGCAGAUGAACAGAUGGCUUUGUCAAAAGUCAGGAAGGAAGAAAUUGUGCCCGAUUCCCAAGAAGCUACACCACAUGUAUCACAGGAUCAAAAAAUGGAGCCUCAGCCUCCAAAUGUUCCAGGGUCUGAGAUGAAAUAUUCAGUUUUGCCUGAAUUGGAAAAUGAGCCAAAGAAGGAUGUCAAACCCAAUUUAGCUCCAAAUGUGACUUCUGAACAAGAACAGAGAAUCUUGUCUAAGAACGAGCCUGAAGUAACAAAACCAUAUUCACCUCUAAAGGAAACAUUUUUAGCUGCACCUGAGGUUGUAUCAGUAGUGAAAACAGAAGUAAAACGUGAUCCUAAAAUAAUGAGUACAUCUAUGGAGCCUUAUCCGGCUUCCUUGGGAGUGGUGAAGGAAGUUGAACAUGGUCCACCUGCACCAGCAUUUUUUUCGGCUUUGUCAGAAGUAAACAAAGAAACUAAACCUAGUUCCUCAACAACCGCAUCUGAAACUACGCUGGAGUCAAACUUAACCAAAUCGGUGAAAGAGGAAAUCCCAACAGACGUGUCCUUCGCCAGCCCUGUGGAACAUCCAGUCUUAACAAAAGGAGGAAAGGGUGAAUUAGGAAGUGGUUUGCUACCCCUGGUAACAUCUAUAGAUGAACAUUCAGUGCUUAAAGAAGAAAGGGCAGGAAUUAAAGAUGCUUCUCCCAUUGAAACUUCUUCCUCCAAAGUUUUAGCUUGGCUAGAAGCAGAGAAGGAGGUGAAAGUUGCUUCACCUCUGAGUGUCUCCUCUAUGUCAGAGCAUUCUGUUUUGUCAAAGGUAGAAACUGAAGAAAUUAAACCUGAGCCAAUAUCCCAAACACCAUCUGCUCAGCGCUCUGAUGCGUCUGAGGGAGCAAAGGUAGAAGACAAACAAGGUCUCUCACUUUCUGCAGUAAUUGACUCAGAAUGUUCGGUUUUAUCACAGGAAAAGGACUCAGAGGCAUCGGAGCCUGAACACGUAUUCUCACUCAACCUAGGUGGCAAGUUAAAGAAAGAAGACCCUGAACUUCUUUUAUCACAAAAUGUGUCACCUCCACCCAAACCUAUAGUCCAAAAAGGCAACAGUGAAGAAAUAGCCAGCUCUUCUGAGUUGGAAAAUUUAGUGUCAGAAGACUUAGCCCCAACAUUACCGACCCCUGGGGAUGAUAAGAGCAAACAGGCCAUGGAGCCAGCUCCUACAGCUCAGGGAGAUUUCCCGUCAGAAAAACAAGGCGUUGGCCUGGCAGAACUCUCACUGGAGCCUGAGAAGAAAGAGCAGCUAUGCCAACCAUCAGAGUUCCCAAAUGCUGAAUCAGAAAUCACUCACGGUUUAGGUAGACAAAGUAGAUCCAUAGAUAAAAAACAAAUAAAAUCUCCCAUCAUUGAAACAGGGGGUUCUGUUUCAGAAAAGGACCUAGCGGAGCUUACAGGUAGAAAAGGAAAAGAAGAAAACAAGGAACUUCAAGCCUCUGCGAAGGUGCCUGCAGUUGCAGAGGUUUCGUCGUGCCUAAGGGAGGAAGCUCAGAAGGAAGAAACGAAACCUUUCUCUCCCGAGGGAGUCAGCCUCAGGUCGAAAGGAGACCACCCAGAAGAACUUCAGCCAUAUCUUUUUUCACUAAAAGGAUUAUCAGAACAGUUGAACCAUUCAGCUGACUUUCAAAAGGAGGAAGAUCAAGAAAUAAGCUCAUUACCACCAAUAGGAAACUUGAAGGCACAAAUGACGGAAGAUAUUGUAACCAAACCAAAUGAAGACACAGGCCACCCCAAAUCAGCCUGUGUGGUCCAGAGUGUAACAGAACCAUCCAAGAUCACUCCUCCUGACCUUGUGGGACGGAAGACAGAAAAAGCACUUCGUUCAGAUCAAGCUAUUAAAUUACCUGACAUAAGCACCUCUCCCACAGAUAAACAGGAUCUGGGUAUUCAACAAUUAUCGUUCACGAAGGAGAAUUUGCCUUUGGAACAACCGAAAUUAUAUAUGAUAACCAAGCCUGCAGAUUUGAAGGAGACAAAAAUGAAAGAGUCUUUUAUUUCUCUAAAGGAUGAAAAAACGAUGUUGGAAAAGCCAGAAAACUUGGCCAGCCAGCAUGAAGAAAGAACACCAGGAUCUGUGCAACUGGGUUCCUCUGACAGCAGUGAUGUGAUGAGCAGGCAGCCGAAGGCUCUGUCAGAUGAGGACCAGCCCUGGGCAGGCAGAAAGCAGGUCCCACCACAUUCUGCUGAGGAAACUCCUCUGUCAUUACAAGAACCAGUACCUGCUCUUGAUAUUUCCAGUGGUGAUGAAGAGACCUUAUUAAGUAAAAGUUACCCUUUCGAAGCAGUAAAGCUGGCCCAAGAACCCAAAUCUCUAGAAGUAGCUGGAAAUGAAGAGAGAACCACAGCAGAGGGGGAGGAGGUUUAUUCUUUCAUGGGCAGUGAAAGUUUGAUAUUGGAGAAAUCAAGCACAGAGUCAUCCAGGCCUCGCAAAGACGGUAGCCAGGAAGAAAUCAAACUACCUCCUGAAAGAGUCCUCCAAACAUCAGUGUCUGGCCCGUCAGUAGAGCAGGCGAGGUCAGAAACCAUCCCCUCUCCUGUCACAACAGCCCAUUUCCUGGCGGAAGCUGAGGAACUGUCACUGGGCAAGGAAGCAGCAGCACACUGGGGCACACCCCCUCUCCCUGGAGAGAAGCCACUAGAAGAAUCAAAAACGGUUCAGUCAAAGGUUGUAGAUGAUGCCAGCACGGGAGAGAAACCAGCUGUCGAAGCGAAAAUGCCCCCACAAAGGAAAUCCCGCUCCUCAGUCCCAGCAGGUCAAGAACCUCAACCCCAAGAGUCACCGGAGGGGACCCAAAAGCCGCCUGAGCAGCCGAAGGUGGUUAAGCCAGACCUUCCUGAGGAAAAGGGAAGAAAAGGAAUUUCAUCUUUCAGAUCAUGGAUGUCCAGUUUGUUUUUUGGAUCAAGCACUCCAGAUAACAAAGUCGCUGAAAAAGAAGAUUUAGAAACUCAACAAAGUUCAUCUGUAGAAAAAGCAAUGACUGUGACAGAGCCUGAAGGGACAAUUCCCACCGAUUUUAACGCCACCGAGAAACCAGCUGCUUAUUCAUUGCCAGGGGGAAAACUUACAACAGCUGUUGAAUUCAGAGGUGCUGACAUUAAAUCAGAUGAAGGGCAAGACUUCAAAGCAAAACCCACAUUUUCAUCAAACACAGAGGUUGUACAACAGCCAAAGUCUGACUCUGAGAUGACUGCUGGAGACUAUGAGAAGAAAGAAAUCCCUGACUCCUCAGAGGAAAUGAACACAAAUGCAGUAGUUGCUUCCACUGAUGGCGAGGAACAUCUUGGAAUUCAAUCUUUUUCACCCACUGGUGAGAAAUUGGUUGUGGAGGAAGCCAGAAAUGUCGUUCCUCUUCCUGCUAGGGAAAGCAAGAGGGUCCAGAAGCCGACCAUCGCUCCCCCAUCUAAAUGGAAUAUUUCUAUCCUUCAGGAACAGCCAAAAAGCCAUCACAAAGACAAAUCACUCCUUUCAUUUGAUGUAGUGGAUAAGGUGCCACCACAGCCCGAAUCAGCUUCAUCUGUCUUCACAAGUAAGACUAUCACGAAGGAAUCGGAGACACCAGAGUCAAUAAUUUUGCCAGUAAAAGAAUCAAAAGGCAGUUUAAUUGAUCUUGGUGAAGACAGACUAAAGAAAGAAAUGCCAACACCUACUGCUUUGAAAAUUUCUGAAGAGGAAAUGAAACUCAGGUCUGUCAGCCCAAAUGAGGAGAAAGGUAACUUGGAAAGCAGAUCAGGUAUCUUGGCAGAAGAGAAGGCGCUGGUGGGAAAACAAGACACUGUGGCCCCAUUAGAGCUGAGAGAUGAGAAUGAAACAGGGAAGGCACAAAUUACACGCGGGUCUGGACCUACUGAAUUGGAAGAAUCAAAAGCUGCUUCUGUGCUGCAGAAAGUCCAUGGAAAUGAAGGCCACAGAGAACGAUCCCAAAUCAUGGUUAGUUCGAAAGAGGAGAAGGGAGAAGAAAAAGAAAAUCAGCCUCCUGUGAAUGUAGCCCAGUCUAUGCCUAAAGAGUUAGAGACCUCUUUAGGUCGUUCUUUGGGUGAAACCCAACCAUUUUCAUUAGUUAAAGCUACAUCAAUUACUGGAAAGUCAGAAACCAUCCUCUCUGAGGCUCCCCCAGAAAUCAAAGAAACAAAGGCAGUAGGAAGGCAACCACAUCCAUUAGAAGAAAAUAAAGUCUUGGAGAAAACCAAGACCUUCCUUCCAGUGGCUCUUUCUGGUCGUGAUGAAAUAGGUAACCACUCUUUAGCUCAGGAAGGAAAUCUGGUGUUUGAAGAGUCAAGCAGGGAUGUACCACAUCCCAGUGAAGAAAGGGGGCAGCUCAAAGCCUCAGAGUUAUCCAAAGGUGUUUCAGUGGAGAUCACAAAAGAAAGUAUGAAGCAAGGAUCUCCCUUUAAAGAAUUGGAAAGGAGUGUAGCUCGUCCUUUAGAUGAAACACAGAACUUCGAAACACCACCAUAUUUGCCAUCAUCUGUAAAACCACAAACCAUCGCUUCAGGCGCUUCUCUAGAAAUUAAUACAGCAAAGAAACAAGGCGUUCCCUGGUCAGAACCGACUCCAGAGAGGCAUACAGUCCACACUGUCCAGACAUCUACAGAUCAGAAAUCUGAUACGCCUAAGCAAUCUGUUCUUGUUUCAAAGCCCCAUUUGGAGGCUGUGGAUGAUACCCAUGGACAUGAACCACUCUCCUCAGCAAGAAGCAACUAUGCUCAGUUUAUAACUAAUGCGUCCGCAGUCAGCACUGAUAAGAUGGUUUCUACUAAAGAAAUGUCCAAGGGGCCUGAAGACACAUAUACAAAAGAUGAAGAAUUUACAGUGACUAGUAAGCCAGCCGGACUUUCAGAAGACCAGAAGAGUGCCUUUAGCAUCAUUUCUGAGGGCUGUGAGAUACUGAAUAUUCAUGCUCCAGCUUUUAUUUUUUCAGCUGAUCAGGAAGAAAGUGAACAAAUGCCAGAUCAGUUAGAGUAUUUGGAAGAGAAAGCCUCAUUUAAAACCACAUUACCUCGUGACGAUAGAGAGGCAGUUGCUUGCCAAAAAAUAGUAAGGAGCAAGUUAGAAGAUUCUGAAGAAAAAGUUAUAUCAUUGAAAGAAAAUAAACGAAAGGAAACUCGUAAGACAAAAGAAGAGAUAUCCAUAGAUUCCGAAACUGGUGAUUUAGCUUUUAUUCAGCCCACGGUUCCCUGUGAAGAGGAUUAUUUUGAAAAAUAUACUUUGAUCGAUUAUAACAUCUCCCCAGACCCAGAAAAACAGAAAGCUCCACAGAAGUUAAACAUUGAAGAGAAACUCUCAAGGGAAGUUACAGAAGAAACUCUACCUUUCCCAGAAAGUUCAGAGGAAACUCCCCUAGAACAUGAAUAUGAUUUGGUGAAAUUAGAUGAAAGAUUUUAUGGACCAGAAAAGGACCACAGCAAAUUAUCUUACCCAGAGACACAAAAGUCUUUGGUUAUCCAAAAAUCAGCUGAUGGGAAUGCUUCGAAGGGCACAAGUAGAGAUGUGAAGUCAAAGUCACCUGGGAUGCCUUUAUUUGAUUCAGAGGAAGGAGUUUUAUCACGAACCCAAAUAUUUCCUUCCACCCCUAAAGCCGUUAACCCGGAACUUCUGGAAGAGCCACCAGCACUUGCAUUUUUAUAUAAGGAUCUGUAUGAAGAAGCUGUUGGAGAGAAAAUGAAGGAAGGGGAGACAGCUUCUGAAGGUGACAGCGUGAAUUCUGAGGCAUCAUUUCCAAGAAGAAAUUCUGACACUGAUGAUGGAACAGGAAUGUAUUUUGAGAAGUACAUACUCAAAGAUGACAUUCCCUACGACACAUCUGUAACUCAAAAGGACCAAGGCCAAGGUCUGGAAGAAAGAGUUGGUAAGGAUGAUUCAUACCAACCAAUAGCUGCAGAAGGGGAAAUUUGGGGGAGGGUAGGAACUACUUUGGAGAAGAGUCUAGAAGAACAGAAAGCUGUUUACAAGGAAGAAGAGCCAGUGGGCCAUGUGGAGACCCUGGAUUCUGUGGCAAUGCAGAGGAAAGCUGUCACUGAGGAAGUCAGAGUGGUUACCCAGAAGAUGAGUUAUGCAGUUCCAUUUGAAGACACCCAUCAUGUUCUAGAGCCCAUAGGUGAAGCAAGUAGUCAGGGGAACGAAGCAGAAAAUGCAAGUCCGGAGUUCAGUCUGAACGUCCCGGUACAGGUGUCUUACCCAGAGGAAGAAGUCGCUUCUGGUGCAACUUAUGUUCAAGAAACCUUACAAGAAGAACCCCAAAUCCUGGUCCCACUUGAGCCAAGCGAAGAGAGGCUCCGCAAUAGCCCUGUUCAGGAUGAGUAUGAAUUUGCUGAACUCCCAAAUUAUGAAGUGGUUACUCAAGACACUUCACCAGAAGAACUAUAUCCAGAAUCCACACUUGAAGAUGUAUCAUCUCAAAGAAAGGAAUCCUUUGAACGUAUCAAAGGAUGUGAAACUGAAUUUACCAGCGAGGUAGAACAAAGUACGUCUGUUGAACAGGAAGAAUUGAGCAGAGAGAGGAAAGAACCAAAUCAGUUAUCAUCAGAGUUAGUAACUGAAAAGACACACACAGAACUGAAAAAGCCCCAGAUUGAUGCAUAUUGCUACACCUGCAAAAGCCCAAUUUCUGCUACAGACAAGGCAUCUGGUAUCCACAAAAGCCAUGAGGUUUCAACACUUGACACAGCUAUAAGUGCUGUAAAGGUUCAAUUAGCAGAAUUUCUAGAAAACUUACAGGAAAAGUCCUUGAGGAUUGAAGCCUUUGUUAGUGAGAUAGAAUCCUUUUUUAAUACCAUUGAGGAAAACUGUAGCAAAAAUGAGAAAAGGCUGGAAGAACAGAAUGAGGAAAUGAUGAAGAAGGUUUUGGCACAAUAUGAUGAGAAAGCCCAGAGCUUUGAGGAAGUAAAGAAGAAGAAGAUGGAGUUCCUGCACGAGCAGAUGGUCAGCUUUCUGCAGAGCAUGGACACUGCCAAGGACACCUUGGAGACCAUUGUGAGAGAAGCAGAGGAGCUCGACGAGGCCGUCUUUCUGACCUCAUUUGAGGAAAUCAAUGACAGGUUGCUUUCUGCCAUGGAGAGCACGGCUUCGUUAGAGAAAAUGCCCGCUGCCUUCUCUCUUUUUGAACAUUAUGAUGACGGCUCGGCGAGAAGUGACCAGAUGUUGACACAAGUGGCUGUUCCACAGCCUCCUAGAUUAGAACCUCAGGAACCGAAUUCUGCCACUGGCACCACGAUCGCGGUUUAUUGGAGCAGGAACAAGGAAGACGUCAUCGACUCGUUCCAGGUUUACUGCAUGGAGGAGCCCCAAGAUGACCAAGAAGUAAACGAGUUGGUAGAAGAAUACAGAGUGACAGUGAAAGAAAGCUACUGCAUUUUCGAAGAUUUAGAACCUGACCGCUGCUAUCAAGUGUGGGUUAUGGCCGUGAACUUCACUGGAUGCAGUCUGCCCAGUGAAAGGGCAAUUUUUAGAACAGCACCCUCCACCCCUGUGAUCCGUGCUGAGGACUGUACGGUGUGUUGGAACACGGCCACUAUCCGGUGGCGGUCUGCCAAUCCAGAUGCCACGGAGACCUACACGCUGGAGUACUGCCGACAGCACUCUCCAGAGGGGGAGGGUCUCAGGUCUUUCUCUGGAAUCAAAGGACUUCAGCUGAAAGUUAACCUACAACCAAAUGAUAAUUACUUUUUCUAUGUGAGAGCCAUCAAUGCAUUUGGGACAAGUGAACAGAGUGAAGCUGCCCUCGUCUCCACCAGAGGAACCAGAUUUCUCUUGUUGAGAGAAACAGCUCAUCCUGCCCUCCAGAUUUCCGCAAAUGGGACUGUCAUCAGCUUCACCGAGAGGAGACGGCUGACAGAAAUCCCAUCAGUGCUGGGUGAGGAGCUGCCUGCUUGUGGACAGCAUUACUGGGAAACCACAGUCACAGACUGCCCAGCUUAUCGGCUUGGCAUCUGCUCCAGCUCGGCUGUGCAGGCUGGUACCCUGGGACAAGGGGACACCUCGUGGUACAUGCACUGCUCUGAGCCACAGAGGUACACGUUUUUCUACAGUGGCAUCGUGAGUGACGUGCAGGUGACUGAGCGUCCAGCCAGAGUGGGUGUUCUCCUGGACUACCCCAACCAGAGGCUUCUGUUCAUAAAUGCUGAGAGUGGGCAGCUGCUCUUCAUCAUCAGGCACAGGUUCAGCGAGGGUGUUCACCCUGCCUUUGCCCUGGAGAAACCUGGGAAGUGUACUUUGCACCUGGGGAUAGAGCCCCCGGAUUCUGCAAGGCACAAGUGAGCCUGGGCUUUCAGAGUUUGCAAGGGCAACAAUUUGAAUCUGGAGGCUCUGUUGUUCUUUUCCUUGGGGGCUACAUAUUAUUCGAGAAGUGUCCCACGCAUUCACACGAGUGACAGCUGUGUGCACAACAGUGUGCCCGUGAGCACAACCCCCAGGAAGACCUUGGCUGUACGGAGCAGAGUGUGAGCAGAGAGGAUGAAAACAACCACCUCAACCCUUUGGCUCAUGUAUAUUUGCAGUCUUUCCUAAACUAAAAGGUCUUACACUUGACUCGGGAACCAAAACAGAGAAAUAGACUUCCGCCUGUUUCAUUGAUUAAAAGAAACCCUCUCACGGACAGGUCGGAGCGAAAGGAAGGUUGGGUUGGUCAAACAUUUUCUCAGAGGAAGAAAUACGGACAUAUUCCACAAGAAAGAUGUCCCCUGGCUUUGCCAAAGGAUGAUGACUCUGAUCAUUAGAGAAAGUGUUUUAACCGAUCUAAAUUUAUAAUGAACUCUUUUGUAAUAAUGUAUAAUGUAGAACUGGAGCUUCUUUUCCCUGAAAUUUUAAAUGUAGAAAAAGUGCUAGAUAUUAGAAAUUUCCAUUUUGUUAAAUAAAUGGUUAGUGUCUAUAAA